CAGCACUUUCGCCUCAGUUAUCGUGGCCAUCUUCAUACGAUCGACAGUGUGAGUUUCAGACAAAGAUGGGUCAAAUUCAAAGCGAUGAAGAUGAGGAAGUGGAACUAGCAGACAUCCAGCCUCUUUAUACCAAAUUCAUGACGGUGUGCCCAAGCGGAGCCCUGCAUCUUCACGAAUUCCGCAAGAUCUUCGGAGUUCAGAGCACAUCAGAAGAUGAGGCUUUGUACAUGGAAACCCUCUUCAAAUCGUUUGACACAAACAGGGAUAAUGUUAUAGACUUUAUGGAAUUUGUAGCAGCAGUCCACCUGGUUCUGAGAGGAAAACUGGAGGACAGACUGAAAUGGUCUUUUAAAGUCUACGACAGAGAAUGA
Carassius auratus (goldfish) is the source of this 371-nucleotide messenger RNA. RefSeq names its product guanylyl cyclase-activating protein 2-like. Gene Ontology annotation, cellular component: cone photoreceptor outer segment; photoreceptor inner segment. Lineage: Eukaryota; Metazoa; Chordata; Actinopteri; Cypriniformes; Cyprinidae. The record is from RefSeq and is a predicted model, not a curated record. Gene Ontology annotation, molecular function: calcium sensitive guanylate cyclase activator activity; calcium ion binding. The transcript is spliced from 2 exons. Bases 66 to 371 code for a protein of 101 amino acids. Gene Ontology annotation, biological process: visual perception.